Molecule: messenger RNA, 1076 nt
Organism: Hansenula anomala
Lineage: Eukaryota; Fungi; Ascomycota; Saccharomycetes; Phaffomycetales; Wickerhamomycetaceae
Product: IMPACT family protein
Exons: 2
Coding region: 244-1026 (260 amino acids)
Biological process (GO): regulation of translational initiation
Cellular component (GO): cytoplasm
Molecular function (GO): protein binding
Source: RefSeq, a predicted model, not a curated record
AACCUCUUGGUUGAAGGUGCCUAAUGUUUUGAUCGUGAUGAUAAAAAUGAAAAUUUUGUUGUUCAUACCGAUAAAAAACGCUGUUGAACAUUUAAAAUACCUUUAAUCACUGUACAUGUUCCGAUUCAUAGAUCAAGACUAGAUUUCUUCAAAGUCUUCGAAGAAUCCAAUCGUGCUGGCUGAGUUUUCAAGGCUGUUAUUAUCCGUUGUUUUCGUUCAGCUGAAGCAAAUUUUUUGAUCAAGAUGGUGUCGGAGGACUUAAGAGACGAGCUUGAUGCCAUAGAAGCUAUCUACCCAGAAUGUUUGACACGAAUGAAUGAGAAUUUGAUAGAUCUGAAGAUACCUCAACAUGAAGAAUAUGUCGUUAGGAUGUCAUUUCCAGAAAAAUACCCAGAGUCUGAGAUCCCACAUAUAUUACAAGUGCGAUCAAAUGGUCAUGACGACCAAUAUCUUGAGACUCUUUUCACCGAAGUAUUAGAAUCUAUCUACACAGAAGGCAAUGUCUGCAUUUUUGACUUUUGUACAGAAUUAGAAGGUAUACUUUAUACAGAAGAAGAACCUGAAGAACCAAUUGUUCAAGAAGAGCCCGAAGAUUUGAAAGUUGAUCUACUAGAAGGUUGGACUGCUUCUGAGCCAGUAUAUGACCGUGGUUCCACUUUCAUGGCUUUCGUGAGAAAAGUCGAUUCAGAAGAUGAGUUGUUUGAAAAACUGGCAUUGUUGAAAUCUGAGAGAAAGGUUUCAAAAGCGAAUCAUAACAUGACAGCUUGGAGAAUCCAAAAUAGUGAUAAUACGAGAGUACAGGAUUGUGAUGACGAUGGUGAAACUGCUGCAGGUGGUCGUUUACUACACUUAUUGACUAUCAUGGAUGUUUGGAACGUGAUAGUGGUUGUAAGUAGGUGGUUUGGUGGUACCCAUAUUGGUCCUGAUAGAUUCAAACAUAUAAACUCUACAGCUAGAGAAGCGAUUGUCAAAGCUGGAUUUGUUGAUGAAAAUGACUCCAAAAAGUCCAAAAAGAAAAAGAAAUAGAUUACAUAGAAAUAAAGAAUUAUGAUAUGCAUUUGGUGAUGAAUCUAUUG